AUGAGCGAAGAAGGCGACGCGGGCUGCAAUUCGGUCAUUGGCGAUGACUACAACUAUCACCAGCUACGGAUAGCCUCCAUUUUCAUCAUCAUGGCAUCUUCUGGUAUUGGCGCCUUUUUCCCUCUCAUUGCCAAACGCACGCUCCGCUUGCCAGCCUCGGUCUACGAUUUUGCCAAAUACUUUGGUUCUGGUGUCAUUAUCGCCACGGCGUUUAUUCAUCUCCUCACCCCCGGAUUCGAAGCAUUGGGUUCGCCCUGCCUACACGGCAUUUGGACCGUCUACCCCUGGCCAGCUGCCAUCUCAAUGGCCUCUGUCUUUUUCAUCUUUUUCAUCGAGCUCUUUGCCUUUCGAUGGGGAACCGCCCGUCUCAAGGCCCAAGCAGAUGCGCCAGGAAUCAUCAAUUCGGUCAAUGCCUACGACGCCCAUGGACACGCUCAUGGCGGUGAGGGUAUGCAUGCCGCCCAUGGUCCAGAGCCUGAACUCGCCUCGGGUGUGCAAAUGAGCGGCGUGCACCAGCAUGGAGAUAACAAAGUACGACCGGCGGUUGAAAAGGUACAGCCGACGCACCAACAUUCUCAUGCGCACCAAAUCUCCCUCCUCGACCAUCCACUCGCCCAAGCAAUCUCCAUUCUCAUCCUCGAAUUCGGCGUCCUCUUUCACUCGUUUAUCAUCGGCAUGACCCUCGCCGUCUCCACGGAAUUCAUCGUCAUCCUCGUCGUCUUGACCUUUCACCAACUCUUCGAAGGCCUCGGUCUCGGUACCCGACUCGCACACCUCCAGUGGUUUGAACGUCGUGCACCACGAGCGAAAUCAAGCGAUGUGGAAGAAGGAUCGAGCAGAGGCUCCGAAGAUGAACAUAUCAUCCACCCAAAGCUCCCGUUCAUCUGGGCCGUUUUCCCCUGGAUCGGCGCGGGCGUCUACUCUCUCUCAACACCACUUGGUAUCGCUAUCGGUCUCGCGGUAAAGGCGACGUAUGCGCCCGAGAGCGCUACGGCCAGCAUCGUCUCUGGUGUCUUUGAUUCGUUUAGCAGUGGUAUCCUACUCUACACCGGUCUCGUCGAGUUGCUUGCGCAUGAAUUCUUGUUUAGCAAGACGAUGCGCGAAAAGCCCACGGGCGAGGUCGUCUAUGCGGGUGCAUGCGUCGUCCUCGGCGCUGGACUCAUGGCUCUACUUGGAAGAUGGGCAUGA
This is a messenger RNA of Serendipita indica DSM 11827, 1188 nucleotides long. Lineage: Eukaryota; Fungi; Basidiomycota; Agaricomycetes; Sebacinales; Serendipitaceae. The record is from the annotation of a GenBank genome assembly.